CAGCAAAGUGGAUACGAGAUGCGUCCCUUGUUAUCAACUCAAGGAGACAUCAGCAGUGUCCAAGGUUUUCUUGACCAAAUAUCACACAUCAAAGAAAGUAUCACACAAAUCAAUCAUAAUGUCGAUCGUAUAAAGUCUUAUCAAACGAGUAUGCUUCAAACAGCAGACGCAUCUGAUCUCGCACGCAAUCGACAAGCCGUAGACGAUCUCUCGACCGAAACACAAAACUUGAUGACUCAAGUCAAACAGCGACUCAAGGAAAUCGAACCCACGUCUCGUCACACCGACCUUGCGAUGCGUAAGAACACAUUCAGUGCGGUGACCAAGCAAUUCAUGGAUGCUAUCGAACAUCAUCGUCGAGUAGCCAUUGAUUUUCAAAAGGCAGAGAGUCAGCAACUCGAGCGUCAGAUCAAGAUUGCUAAUCCUAAUGCAACACCUCAAGAAAUUGAACAGGCCAUCGCUCAAGCCGAGCAAGGACGAGGCGCUGUCUUUGCCCAGCAACUCAUGCAGUCCGUCGGUGGUGAGUAUAGACGCCAGCAGGCACAAAACACGUUGGAUGCCGUUCAGGAACGUCAUGAGGAUAUUCGUCGUUUGGCCAAGAGUGUCCAGGAACUAUCCGUUCUCUUUGAGGAAAUGCAGUCGAUGCUCGAAAGCCAAGCCAAGGUCUUGGAUCAGAUCGAGACAAGUGCAAUCGAAACAACCAAUCAGUUAGAAGCAGGUACUCAGUAUAUCGAAAAGGCCAAGCAAUCGGCUCUGUCUACACGUAGAAACAAGUUUAUCUGUUUGGGUAUCUUUCUUGUCAUCAUCAUCAUUAUUAUCAUUGUUCUCGCUGUC
Molecule: messenger RNA, 834 nt
Organism: Rhizopus microsporus ATCC 52813
Lineage: Eukaryota; Fungi; Mucoromycota; Mucoromycetes; Mucorales; Rhizopodaceae
Product: t-SNARE
Exons: 1
Biological process (GO): vesicle fusion; exocytosis; intracellular protein transport
Cellular component (GO): plasma membrane; SNARE complex; endomembrane system
Molecular function (GO): SNARE binding; SNAP receptor activity
Source: RefSeq, a predicted model, not a curated record